Messenger RNA from Acipenser ruthenus (sterlet), 1576 nucleotides. Its product is annotated as potassium channel subfamily K member 17-like. The record is from RefSeq and is a predicted model, not a curated record. Bases 1 to 936 code for a protein of 311 amino acids. The transcript is spliced from 7 exons. Lineage: Eukaryota; Metazoa; Chordata; Actinopteri; Acipenseriformes; Acipenseridae. Gene Ontology annotation, molecular function: potassium ion leak channel activity. Gene Ontology annotation, cellular component: membrane. Gene Ontology annotation, biological process: stabilization of membrane potential; potassium ion transmembrane transport.
AUGAGGCUCAUCGGGAACAUGGUGUCUGUGUGGUUUCAGAUCCACACCACCGUGAUCCUCAGUUUAAUCUAUGUGGUGUAUGUUCUUGCUGGGGGUGCUAUUUUCUGGUACCUGGAAGGGAAUCAACUGGAGGAAAACUCCCAUAUUUUUUAUAUAAAGAAGGAAGAAUUACUGCAAAAAUUCAGCUGCAUCGACCAGCAUGCAGUGGAAAACUUUGCCCAGAAAAUAAUUUGGGCAUACAAGAAUGGGUUCACCUUUAAAGGAAACCGAACGCUCAAUGGCUUCUGGCGAUUCAGCAACUCGGCUGUGUUUAGUGCUACUGUUGUCACAACCUUGGGAUAUGGGGACAUGACCCCCACCACGACCCAUGGUCAGCUGUUCUGUGUGCUCUUUGCCCUGGUCGGGAUCCCUCUAAAUGUGGUGGUGCUUAACAAAUUUGGCAAGUUCAUGCUUUCCAUUGAGCAGAGAAUCAGUGAUUACAUCGGAAGAAAGAUAAAUCGCAGGAAAACUGCCCGAGUUCUGAUCACUGGGAUAUCCUUCCUGAUCGGCAUGACAUUGUUUAUCUUCAUCCCAUCAUACGGCUUUCACACCUUCGAGAACUGGACCUAUAAUGAGGGUUUAUACUUCACCAUUAUCACUCUCUCUACCAUUGGCUUUGGGGAUUAUGUUGCAGGAAACAACCCUGACAUUAACUACCCGGUUUGCUACAGAGAGGUUGUAGCCGCUUGGAUUUUCUUUGGACUGGCGUGGCUGUCCCUGGUGAUCAAUUCAUGCAUUGAGAUACUCGAGAAGACCAGCGAGUACUUCAACCAGAGGCAGCUGAAUACUCUUGAGAAUAAAACCAUAGAGGAGACUGUGGAGGAGCCGGCCCCUGCAGAGCCUGGGGAGGAGAUAAGCGAGAGCAAAGAAGAGCCAACAGCACCAGAAUGCUCAUAGAGGAGCAUCUCUGGAAACGAUCUACAACCUGUUCAAUGUGUUUUCCUGCACAAAUUACAUUUUAUAAUACUUUCUAUAUUAUAACCUUCAGUAAGCUCCUCAAUGCUCAAUAAAGUGUCACAGCGGUCAAUCCAUAAAUAACUCUAAAUUAGGUUAGAAAACAAUGAUGGCUAACCACUACGCCUUGGUACGCCAAAACGGCAGUAAAAAUGUCAGCACCCUGGAUGAGAGGAAAAUAUUCUUUCAAUUGGCUUUUAAAACACUCAGUGUGAAAGUAAAAUUGCCCUUGAUUGGUACACAGUUGUAAACAGAGAAAAGGACAACUACCUUUUCUUGUUUUGAAAUCAUUAUGUUAAAAAAUGGAUUUAUUGAAUAUCUGUAUAUUAUUAAAUACUUCUUAAAGGCAAUUUCCACGUCAGCGCAUAGUUUGUUGAAAAUGAAAGUAAGGUUCCGGCAGGUAAAAGAACCCCUGAAUUAAUUGAUUUAAUAUAAAAAAUGUACGGUUAUGUACAGUUGCCUUAUGAGGAUGUCCAUACAUAAACCAUAAACUGUCGAGGCUUGUGGUUUACUGCGACAUCCUCCUGCAGUGAAUAAAAACUAUAUAUACCACGAACGAUCAUUCAAUAUCCUCUUUCUCUUU